This is a messenger RNA of Salvelinus namaycush (lake trout), 987 nucleotides long. RefSeq names its product claudin-10-like. NCBI's taxonomy places the organism in Eukaryota, Metazoa, Chordata, Actinopteri, Salmoniformes, Salmonidae. Gene Ontology annotation, biological process: cell adhesion; bicellular tight junction assembly. The record is from RefSeq and is a predicted model, not a curated record. The transcript has 5 exons. The coding region runs from base 1 to 987 and encodes 328 amino acids. Gene Ontology annotation, cellular component: plasma membrane; bicellular tight junction. Gene Ontology annotation, molecular function: structural molecule activity.
AUGAAAAUCCGCGUGAUGCAGAUCUGGGGCUUCCUGAUGACAGUGCUGGGCUGGAUCUUUGUGGCAUGCACCAUGGCCAUGGAGGGCUGGAAGGUCACGUCCAUCGGGGGCAUGGGCGGCUCGGCUGUCAUCAAGGUGGCCUGGUACUGGUCUAACCUGUGGAAGGCCUGCUUCACCGACUCCACUUCUGUCACCAACUGCCAAGACUUCCCUGUGCUCUGGUCCGUGGACAACCACAUCCAGAUUGUGAGGGGCCUGCUGAUGGGUGCUCUGUCUUUGGGGAUGCUGGGGUUCGUACUCAGUCUCAUUGGGAUGGAGUGCACCUUCCUCGGGGGCAAGGACAAGGCGAAGUACAGGAAGCUCUUCACUGGAGGAGUCUGUCACAUCAUCAGCGGCUUUCUGGCUGCGUCGGGAUAUGCUGUCUACGCAAAAUACGUCUCCGGGGAAUACUUCAACCCCUAUUUUGAAGGUUUAAAGUUUGACCUGGGGACUCCUCUGUUUCUUGGCUGGGUGGGAUCAGCUUUCCAUAUGACAGGGGGUUGGUUCUACUUGGUCUCUGUGUGCAAACUGCUCUGUGGGGACGCGAGCAAAACUAUAGUCAUCCCUGAACUUCCCGAGGUUGAGAGUGACCAGGCCAAGUCCACCACAGUACAGUCCCCAGUAUCCCAGAUCACCUCAAAGAUCAAGGUUUCAUCUGCAUCUAAGAUUUCUUCCAAAGCUGCACACUCAGAUGUGUCUGCCAUCUCCUCAAAGUCUGGUCAGUCCGGUCGCGCGUCCAAAUCAGAGCGGUCUGGGCGGUCCUCAAACUCCGGGCAGUCCUCGAAAUCUGGCGGUGGGUCUUUGACGUCUGGUCGUCCAUCGAGGUCGAGGUCUCAUGGGUCAGUGCACUCUGAGGUGAGCAGCGGCAGCAGUAGUACAGUGUCCUCUUUAUCCAGUGGGUCAAGGAGGAGCGAGAGAGAACCGUUUAUCAAAAACUCCUACAUAUGA